AGGUGGGAGAUAGAUAUAAGGGCAUCGUCUUGGAAUAACGGAUAUCAGUGAGUAUCGCGCUGUUUUCGCAUACGACACACACGGGAGAAUACGUACAGCGACUGGCAACAUGUCGAAGUUUCAGAGCCUGUUAUGCCACUUGUGCGCGACGAUUGCAAUGAGUCACGCGGUGGUGUUAAGCGGGUAUAACGGCGGUCACGGGAUCUCUUACACGGAUUACGAGGGCCUCGAAGGAUACCCAUCCCAAUACGAAGGACACGCCGUGUUGCCCACAGUGGCAGUUCCGGUACACGCUGUUUCCGCUUCGCCUGUUCACGUUACAGCCACUCUUGAUCAUGGAUCUCACGGAUACGAUCAUCACGCGGAUCAUCACGGUCACGAUUACUACGCCCAUCCGAAAUACAUGUUCAACUAUGGCGUCCACGACCCUCACACAGGGGACGUGAAGACCCAGCACGAGGUUCGCGAUGGGGACGUGGUUCACGGUUCGUACAGCGUCAACGAGCCUGACGGAAGUGUGAGAAUCGUCGAGUACACGGCGGACGACCACAACGGUUUCAACGCGGUGGUUAAAAAAGUUGGUCCGGCCAUUCACCCGAAACCCAUCCCCGUGGCCAAGUACAUAUCCCCGGCGUAUUACAAUAGUUACGAGGAGUACGAGAAGCAUCACUUUUAACACAAUUGUGAAUCGCGUUUAAAAUGGGGAAGGAGAGAAAGAGAAGGAAGAAAAUAGAAUUGCCAAUAAGAAUUAAAAGAAUUAAAAGCAUUCGCUACGACUUAAAGUGUCAUUGACUCGAUGAUGAAAUCACGAUUUUCGUUCACCCGAAAUAUUGCUGACACACACGUUGUCGAAUCGAAUGCGCUGGGUUAUUUCACUUUGGCGACAUCGAGUGCACGAGCCAUUGUCGAGAACAAACUUUGUCGCGAACGUCUCGUGGCUGUUUCGCCUCGGAUUUCCAUCGGAUGGAAA
This is a messenger RNA of Apis dorsata (giant honeybee), 970 nucleotides long. RefSeq names its product cuticle protein 19-like (gene CPR6). The record is from RefSeq and is a predicted model, not a curated record. Gene Ontology annotation, cellular component: extracellular matrix. The transcript is spliced from 4 exons. Lineage: Eukaryota; Metazoa; Arthropoda; Insecta; Hymenoptera; Apidae. Bases 110 to 676 code for a protein of 188 amino acids.